AUGUGGGACAAUGGCAUGCAAUUGGGAUUAUUUUCAGCAGAGAUUCUUAGGCUACUAACUCAAGCCUUAGACAAGGAGGUGGAUAAAUCCUAUUUAUGGUCUAAUAUUUUACAAGAACUGCAGUCGGAGAGGCAGUGUUUUUUGAUGGGAGACUUCAAUAAGAUUCUUCAUUCGGAUGAGAGUACGUCUCGAUCAAAGAUUGAUAGAUGCUUCAUCUCUCCCCCUAUUUACUCUACUUGGCCACAUUUGAUUUUGAAAGCUCUUCCUAGAAGCUACUCGGAUCAUGUUCCCGUAAUGUUUAAUUCGGCUGUUGGUCUAGAUUGGGGACCAAACCCUUUUAAAUCAAUAAAUUCUUGGUGGAAUGAUCCUUCAUUUUAUGACUUGAUUCGAGAUUCUUGGGCUACCAUAAAGAUUAAUCAUCCAGGGGCUGAUUUGGUUACUAAGCUAAGGGAGCUUCGUAUCAUAAUCAAGGCAUGGAAUAAGAAUUCUUUUGGUAACAUAAACACCAAAUUUGAAUCAGUUCAGGCAGAGAUUAAUGCAUUAGAGGCUGAUAUGGAUCUUGGAGAAAAUUCAGAUUUUAAUAAGAGCAGAUGGGAAGUUGUACACACAGAUUACUCCAUGAUUUCGGAGCAAAUUGAGUCUCUUUGGCAUCAUAAGUCGAGGCUGAAUUGGAACUUAUAUGGCAACAAGAAUACAAAUUUUUUUCACACUAUUGCUUUGGUGCACUCUCGCACAAGUCUCUUUCUCAAGAACAAGCAGCUGAUUAGAGUGUUCUCUGAAGGAGAAAUUUUUGCAGCUUUAUCUGAUUGUGAUGAUAAUAAAGCUCCGGGUCCAGAUGGGUUUAACUUUUUCUUUUACAAAAGAGUUUGGAGUAUUAUUAAGAAUGACUUUCUCGAUUAUUUUCGACUUUCUUUCAGUUCUGGCUUUUUCCCUCCGGGUUUGAAUACAACGUUUCCGGUCCUUAUUCCAAAGUUGAAAGGAGCCUCUUAUGUCAAACAUUUUCGGCCUAUUAGUCUGAUUAAUGGAGUCUUCAAGCUACUAUCUAAGGUGCUGACUAACAAGUUAUCUCUUAUUCUUCCAUUAAUUAUCUGA
Messenger RNA from Mercurialis annua (annual mercury), 1092 nucleotides. RefSeq lists its product as uncharacterized. The record is from RefSeq and is a predicted model, not a curated record. The transcript is spliced from 4 exons. Lineage: Eukaryota; Viridiplantae; Streptophyta; Magnoliopsida; Malpighiales; Euphorbiaceae. Bases 1 to 1092 code for a protein of 363 amino acids.